Molecule: messenger RNA, 1906 nt
Organism: Acipenser ruthenus (sterlet)
Lineage: Eukaryota; Metazoa; Chordata; Actinopteri; Acipenseriformes; Acipenseridae
Product: platelet-activating factor receptor-like
Exons: 2
Coding region: 160-1131 (323 amino acids)
Biological process (GO): G protein-coupled receptor signaling pathway; chemotaxis
Cellular component (GO): membrane
Molecular function (GO): platelet activating factor receptor activity; G protein-coupled purinergic nucleotide receptor activity
Source: RefSeq, a predicted model, not a curated record
CUGCAUUCCAAUUGAGGAAAGGAAUUCCAAAUCUAUGGUGAGCAUGUUGUUUCCACUUGUAAAGUAAUACCCAGGAAAAUAUCUGUAGGGGAAUGUUUUUUUAACGUUUUAACUGUUAUUAGUUGUCUUCUACGUGGUUUCAAAUGUUUAAUGUGAAAGAUGAUGAAAAAUGUAACAAUGGCAGUUAAUGACAGAGUGUGUACUGUGGACUCCGAGUUCAGAUACCCCCUCUUCACAGUGUUCUACAGCAUAGUCUUCAUUGUGGGGUUGCUGGCCAACUGCUACGUGCUCUGGGUCUUUGCACGAAUUUAUAGAAUUAAGAAAAUGAGCGAGAUCAAGAUCUAUAUGAUCAACCUGACUGUAGCUGACCUUCUCUUCAUUAUGACUCUACCACUGUGGAUUAUCUAUUACAACCAGAACGGGGACUGGACCCUAAACCCGUUCCUCUGCAAUCUAUCUGGCUUCCUGUUCUUUGUCAACACCUACUGCUCCAUAGCCUUCUUAGCAGUGAUCAGCUUCAACCGUUACCAGGCUGUGACCAAACCCCUGGAGACUGCUCAAUCAAGCCUGAGGAGGCGUGGGGUGGUGGUCUCAGUGGUCAUCUGGGUCAUCAUUGGGGCUAGCGCAAGCCCAUAUCUCUUCAUGAAUGGACUGAACAAAGGCAACAACAUGAUGCGUUGCUUUGAGGGCUACAAACCCCAAAACACAAAGGUGGCCAUUACCAAUUUAAUCAUUGUUGCUUGCUUCUUCCUGGUUUUCAUCCUCAUUCUUGUGUUCAACCUGCUGAUCGUAAGAACCCUCCUCUCCCAGCCAGUGCAACAGCAAGGUUCCAGGAAGGGGGGAACCAAACAGCGAGCCCUGCGGAUGGUGUUUGCCGUGCUGGGGGUCUUUGUCAUCUGCUUCGUCCCCCACCACUUGAUCAAUGGUCCCUGGACCAUGGCGGUCUUGGAACUCUGGAGGAGAGGGGACUGUGAUCUCCUGCAGACCCUCAACAAUGCCCAUCAGGUCACCCUCUGCCUGGCGGGCCUCAACUGCAUCCUCGACCCCAUCACCUACUGUUUCGCCACCACGAUGUUCCAACGAUACCUUACAGUGAGGAUUAAGCACAUUCGGAGUAAGGCUGAUAUUUAAGCAACAGAUCCUGAAGAAGAAGGCUUUACUGUCUGAUAAGGCCCGCCUCAUGCUGUUUAAUGUCCAGAGCCGAAGGCAAGAGCAUUUAACAUAAUGAGAAGGGUCUUCCCAAAUAGAAAACUGAUAUUUUUUUUUGUGAUUUUAUGCUGCACUAGUUUUUGUUGCUAAUGAAUACAAACCUCUUCCUCAUUAUUCCAUGAGUAAUGCAGUUUGCUCAGAAUUCCAUCUGUGGUCUGGUAGUCUUCACUUAGGCUGCAGUAUCCCAGCAGUGGACUGUGUUGUGUUGUGUGUAUUUCCAAUAGCUUAAAUAAUACCUCAAUACUAAAACACAUCUUCUACGUACAUGAAGCUGUUCUUCAGUUCAGGUACCUCGUACAGAAAGCAAACAUGAUUUGUGAACUGUUUGUAAAAGAUGUAAAAAAGUACAACUAACAUAUUUUUUUUUUAUUAGGAUUUGAGCGCAGGUGUGUGUUUAAGUGUACGUUUUAGUAUUUAAGUUGCUGUUAGGUCCUAGAAUUUAUUAGCGUUUCAGUUGUCUUUCUUAAUGCUGAUUGUGCUGUUUGUUCAGUUGUUCACAGUGUGUUCAUAAAGUUUAUUCAAAGCCCGCUUCAUGGCUUUAGAGAAGAGAAUACCUGUGUUGCUGGAAUAAGUUGUUUGAUUUCUUCAACUUGUUAUUCAGGAGAUAAGUUGCUAUUGUGUUUACUGUAUUGCCGCUGACAGAAAACACUAUUCUGAACAGAGAUUUUCUUUCACCAAGCAAAAAAAAAAGGUAAAA